Gorilla gorilla gorilla (western lowland gorilla) is the source of this 2454-nucleotide messenger RNA. RefSeq names its product receptor associated protein of the synapse (gene RAPSN). The record is from RefSeq and is a predicted model, not a curated record. The transcript has 8 exons. Gene Ontology annotation, molecular function: acetylcholine receptor binding; protein-membrane adaptor activity. Gene Ontology annotation, biological process: synaptic transmission, cholinergic; positive regulation of neuromuscular synaptic transmission. Bases 1010 to 2248 code for a protein of 412 amino acids. NCBI's taxonomy places the organism in Eukaryota, Metazoa, Chordata, Mammalia, Primates, Hominidae. Gene Ontology annotation, cellular component: neuromuscular junction; plasma membrane.
AAUACUACAUAAGACCUUGCCCUUCUCCACAGUAUCUGGUGUUAAAUCUCAUUAUGAGGAUCCUUUCAGCCCGGGGUUGGGAUUGGAAGUGAGACAUUGAAACUUCAAGGGCUGAGUUCUGGCCCGGGUGGGGAUUUGCCAUGGAGCAAAAUAGCCUCUUGCAGCACAUACGGGGUUUCCUGUGCCGGGCACUGUCCUAAGUCCUUCUCAACUCUUUCGUCAUUGAGUUCUCAUAGCAGUCCAGUGAGCCAGGUACCAUUCCUCUCUUCAGUCCACGGUGCCAGGUCACUUGGCUAGGGUCCCACUGGGAGUUCGAAGGAAGCCAGGCUAGAGCUCAGGCCUUUCACCAGCUGGAGGUCUUUCCCAGACUCUCUAAGGUGAGAGUUGGUGAAUGGUGUCAGCCUGGGCCUGGAUGAGUGACCCACGGUGCUCAGUGAAUUUCAGGAACAGAGCCAGGGGAUGCUGCGGUCGGGGGUGUCUUGAUGGGGGAGAAGCAGGGCUGGGCGCUCACCUGGCUUCUCCGGACCUGCAGGUCCAGCCUCGCUCUCCUUCCCCCAAGCACCUCUGGCCCAAGGCCUGCCCACUUGCUGGAGCUGGCCCCUUGGUAAGGCUGCUGGGAGGGCCCGUGCUGCCAGGGCGGUCAGGGUCAGUGUCGGAGGUGCCGAAGGGACGCCCAAGGGGGUGCCCAGGUGGCAAGGUGCCUGUAUGCUCAGGGAAGCCACGUCCCAGCUCGUGGGUGGGUGCAGCAGAGGCCCACAUGACCUUGCUGCUGACAUUCCUCAGAGGCCAUGUGGCCCCAACUGGCAGCGACAGCUGCAGACAGGCUGAACCAGCUUUGUUCCCAGGGUGGCGCCUGCUCUCCAUCCAGGCCCCACUCCGGCUCCCACCCGAUGCUGCUUUUGUUCCCAUGUUUCGGGAGGCAGCUGGCACUGUGAUUCCUGCCCCAUGAGUGCCUAGAAGCACGGAGCCACCAGGGAUCACCCCACGUGGGGCACAGGGCUUGGGGAGGAUGGGGCAGGACCAGACCAAGCAGCAGAUCGAGAAGGGGCUCCAGCUGUACCAGUCCAACCAGACAGAGAAGGCAUUGCAGGUGUGGACAAAGGUGCUGGAGAAGAGCUCGGACCUCAUGGGGCGCUUCCGCGUGCUGGGCUGCCUGGUCACGGCCCACUCGGAGAUGGGCCGCUACAAGGAGAUGCUGAAGUUCGCUGUGGUCCAGAUCGACACGGCCCGGGAGCUGGAGGAUGCCGACUUCCUCCUGGAGAGCUACCUGAACCUGGCACGCAGCAACGAGAAGCUGUGCGAGUUUCACAAGACCAUCUCCUACUGCAAGACCUGCCUUGGGCUGCCUGGUACCAGGGCAGGUGCCCAGCUCGGAGGCCAGGUCAGCCUGAGCAUGGGCAAUGCCUUCCUGGGCCUCAGCGUCUUCCAGAAGGCCCUGGAGAGCUUCGAGAAGGCCCUGCGCUACGCCCACAACAAUGAUGACGCCAUGCUCGAGUGCCGCGUGUGCUGCAGCCUGGGCAGCUUCUAUGCCCAGGUCAAGGACUACGAGAAAGCCCUGUUCUUCCCCUGCAAGGCGGCAGAGCUUGUCAACAACUAUGGCAAAGGCUGGAGCCUGAAGUACCGGGCCAUGAGCCAGUACCACAUGGCCGUGGCCUAUCGCCUGCUGGGCCACCUGGGCAGUGCCAUGGAGUGUUGUGAGGAGUCUAUGAAGAUCGCGCUGCAGCAUGGGGACCGGCCACUGCAGGCGCUCUGCCUGCUCUGCUUCGCUGACAUCCACCGGAGCCGUGGGGACCUGGAGACAGCCUUCCCCAGGUACGACUCCGCCAUGAGCAUCAUGACCGAGAUCGGAAACCGCCUGGGGCAGGUGCAGGCGCUGCUGGGUGUGGCCAAGUGCUGGGUGGCCAGGAAGGCACUGGACAAGGCUCUGGAUGCCAUCGAGAGAGCCCAGGAUCUGGCCGAGGAGGUGGGGAACAAGCUGAGCCAGCUCAAGCUGCACUGUCUGAGCGAGAGCAUUUACCGCAGCAAAGGGCUGCAGCGGGAACUGCGGGCGCACGUUGUGAGGUUCCACGAGUGCGUGGAGGAGAUGGAGCUCUACUGCGGCCUGUGCGGCGAAUCCAUAGGCGAGAAGAACAGCCGGCUGCAGGCCCUACCCUGCUCCCACAUCUUCCACCUCAGGUGCCUGCAGAACAACGGGACCCGGAGCUGUCCCAACUGCCGCCGCUCAUCCAUGAAGCCUGGCUUUGUAUGACUCCUGGCAGCAGGCGUGGGCUUCCUCCUCGCCACUCCUGCUCUUUCUCCACUGCACGCCAGAGGCCCAUUUACUCCUGGGGCAGCUGCCAGGUCAUCCUCACCACAGCCAAGGCCUUGGGGCCUGCCCACGGCUGCUCCCCUGGGCCCAGCUCCCCUCCCUGCCUCUUUGUACUUUGCUCUUUAUAGAAAAAUAAACUGUUUGUA